Messenger RNA from Acanthoscelides obtectus, 290 nucleotides. The record is from the annotation of a GenBank genome assembly. NCBI's taxonomy places the organism in Eukaryota, Metazoa, Arthropoda, Insecta, Coleoptera, Chrysomelidae.
AAGAUGAAAUACGAAAAUCUGACACAAAUUAUCGUGAAGCUAUUUCGCCAGAAGAACGACUUGCUAUUACACUCAGAUUCCUUGCCACUGGUGACACCUUCUAUACCAUUGGGCAUAGCUUUCGAGUUGGCUUUACAACAGUGAGUGCAAUCGUAACCGAAGUCUGUGAAGCGAUAUGCAGACAUAUGGAGCAUAUAUAUUUACCAGAACCAACAGAGAAUAAAAGGAAAAAAAUGUGCUGAAGAAUUUGAAAAUAGAUGGGGAUUUCCCAAUUGCAUUGGCAGCGUGGA